This is a messenger RNA of Nicotiana tabacum (common tobacco), 1144 nucleotides long. The record is from RefSeq and is a predicted model, not a curated record. Lineage: Eukaryota; Viridiplantae; Streptophyta; Magnoliopsida; Solanales; Solanaceae.
GAGCCUAAUGGGGCAGUUGACAUUUAUUUUGCAGAUACAUGCAAAGGUUUGAUCCUGGGUUUGGAUUUACUGGUGGCCCAUAUACAAUUCAGCCCAUGUACGCUCCUGCAAUAAACUACAACACUGAGUUUCCCCAGCUUGGUGCAGCACUUCGGUCUCCCAUUUCUGCUGAAAACCAACCUCGUCCACUUCCUCAACAUUUACCUGGGCCUUGGGCAACAUCAGUGACUCCUGGCAUUGGUUAUGGUCCGGCAGAGAGCAUGAUGCCUCCCCUUUUUAGUCAAAAUCAUGUUAGUGCACGCUCAAGCGCAGCUAUAUAUUUGCAUUCAACGCAGUAUCCUUGUCAGCGUCCUGGAAUGACUUUUAUCCAUCCUCACGAGCAGGUUCACCAACCCUUCUCACAGCCUCAUCAACUGCAACCUGAUGGUUUUGGAUUAGCCCGGCCCCGGUGAGGGGCACGGGCCAUGCCUGCAUCCUGCGACGUACAAUUCAGCAUCUUGAGGGGGAUGCUGAGUGGCAAAAUGUUGCAAAUCGCGGGGUGCAGGCAUGAACAACUGAGACCUGUUGGAGUAGAUUGUUCAGCUUGCAAUAUUUUCCGAAUCCAUCCACCAGUCUCAGUUUUAUGGAGCCUCCUGCAUUGCUGAGGAUGCUCAUAUGUCCUGGCAGUUCCAUUGCAUGGAUGGGCACUCAGCUCUAUUGCCAUGGAAUCAUGACAACGAUGAUGACGACGACAAAUGAAAUCAGCAAGAGUUCAGAGCUGGCAAUAUAAGAAGUUUUAUCGGUUUUAGCCUCAUCAAAGCUCCAAGAAGAAAGACAAUACGGUUAGAGAUUUUGAGUAAAUAGUGUCAACAGGACAUGCAACCUUUAAGCAAUUGGUAGCUUUGGUGCCAGACUGACUGAUAAUACAGAGCUCUGAAUACGGGAUAUUCCUCUGAAGCAAUGUCCAGGAGUGACUCUGCAGAUAAUGUAUUUAAAUGGAAAGUGUUUCCCCUUUUACCGCUUUUCUUGUUUGGACAGAAUAUUCGUUUACUUUGUCUUUUGCUGACUAGUUUGUAACUGAAGCAUUUUGUUUGGUCAGAACUCCUUCGUCGCUCUUCACCAAAAUGAUAAUGAUCACUAUGCCAGUAUUCCCCUGUGGUUGAUA